GGACCAAUCGCCUCCGUCAAUUAACAGCAACUCUGAGCGAAGAGGGCAUGACGAGUCUGAAGCAGCCAUGCGCGGUCCGCUGGCUGUCAUUGCCUAGGGCAGUGGAGAGUAUUAAAAAGAACUGGCCUGCUUUGGUGAUGGAGCUAAAUGAAGAAGCUGUGGGAGGAAAUGCCCAAGCCCAAGGCCUCCUGGGACAAAUCCAGCCAUACAGCUUCAUCGCCUUGACGCACACACUGGCUGAUGUUCUCCCCGUGAUGACCAAACUGAAUUUGGUUUUCCAGAAAGAGGAUGUAAAUCUGGCCACAAUCCGACCAAUGGUUCAAGCAUCCGUCUCGGCCCUCACACAUCUAUGAGAUGCACCCGGUCCAGAAGAACAGAGGUACCAAACGGAUUUCCAAGAAGGCAUGUACAAAGGCAUUCAAGUGACCCAUGCAGGCGACCGGUCCGUUCAAGCCUUCAAAAAUGCCCGAACAAGAUACAUUCAACACCUGAUCGAUGCUUUACACGCCCGUUUCCCUGACGAUUCCCUGGAUCUGCUUAACUGCUUCGACGUCCUUCUUAAUCCCUCCCGAUACCCACAGACAGCUGCACUUCGGGAGUAUGCAGAACCAGCCAUCCAAACCAUGCUGGGUCAUUUUGGCCAAGAAAUUGCAAGCGAGGACGAUUCGGCCACAGCCACCACAUUCAUCGAUGCCGCAAGCGCGAAGCGAGAUGCCAUCCCAAUGAUGACAGCCCUCCGCAGUUACGGGGGCUUGCAUUUUUCAUCGGCCUGCGAGAUGCUCAUAAGAGAUUACGCGGAAAUCUUCCCAGAGUGGGUCAAACUGGCAAAGGUAGCCUGUGUUAUCCCCGUCUCCAGUGUGCCAGCGGAGAGAGGCUUCUCCCUGCAGAACCGCAUAAAGACUGCUCAGCGAAGCCGCCUUGGGGAAGGAAGAGUCACAAGGCUUAUGCGCAUUGCAAGCAGCAGAGACACACUAGAUACAUUUGACUUUAAUUCAGCAGCGGCACGCUUCACAGCUGCCAAAUAUCGAAAGAAGUAAAAUAUAUUUUUUAUUUAUUUUUUGCUGCCUAGUUCAAGUCGCGGCCGGCAA
This is a messenger RNA of Gadus macrocephalus (Pacific cod), 1088 nucleotides long. RefSeq lists its product as uncharacterized. The transcript is spliced from 2 exons. The coding region runs from base 405 to 1037 and encodes 210 amino acids. Lineage: Eukaryota; Metazoa; Chordata; Actinopteri; Gadiformes; Gadidae. The record is from RefSeq and is a predicted model, not a curated record. Gene Ontology annotation, molecular function: protein dimerization activity.